AUGGGAGGGGUGGUGGAGUACGCAUGCGUGCCCCCGCUGUCGCCCUGCCCUCACCCCGCCUUCGCGGUGACGUCAUCCCGCGGUCUUCCGAACCGCCCUUCCCGCCCACACCUGCCCAGCCCCGCCCCCCUCGCCCUCGCACUUGGCCCGCUCUUGUGCCGGAUAAAUCUUUCCAGACCCAGCCUCUCUGGAACUCAUUCCACAGUCCACAAGUUCCAGACUCUGGAUUAUGUUCCAUGGCAGCGGUCCAAACAGAAAACCAAGCCAUCUACUCUGCCUCCAGUCCGAGAAGCGGUUGGCCACAGUAAAAGCAAAAUGAAGACAUUGACUAGGGUCCAGCCAGUGUUGCACUCUAAGCCCACCAUGGUGGUGACAAGCCAGCUGAGGGAUCCACGAGAACUGCGCAGAAGGGAGCAGAUGGACCCUGGGAGGAAGGAGGCCACAAUGCGGUUAAUGAAGAAGAUGCUCAGGAACCGGCGGAACUCGCUCCGGGAGCUUCUUAACCACGAGAACUUCCUCACCGGGCUCAAUCGGGAGCUGAUCAGGACCAUCCAGGACAUGGAGGACAGCACGGCCCUGAACGUGCGCGCAAUGCUGCAGCAGCAGGACACCCUCACGACCAUCAUCGAUAUCUUGGAGUGGUCGAACAAGAAGAGGCUGCAGCAGUUGAAGUGUGAGCUUCAGGAGUGGGAAGAGAAGGAGAAGCUCAAGAUGAGCUUCCUGGAGCAGCAGGUGGAGCAGCUGAAUGCCAGGAUCCAGAAGACCCACGAGGAGGUGAACUUCCUGAGCACUUACAUGGACCACGAGUAUCCCGUCAAGUCGGUCCAGAUUGCCAGCCUCAUGCGCCAGCUGCAGCAGGUGAAGGACAGUCAGCAGGAUGAGCUGGACGAUCUUAGUGAGAUGCGUCGCAUGGUCCUGGAGCGUAUGUCCAAGAAGAUUCAGCAACAGCAGAAGAAAGUUCUGAGGUCUCUGGUGGUGAAAACCCAGCAACCCCAUCAGGAGGCUCUUGUACAGAAGACCCGGGAGAGCCAGGACAUGCUGAAAUGCAUUCACAGGUUCAGAGAUUUUAUCGUCCAGUUUGAGGAGGAAAUGCCUAUAUUAAGAGCCGAGGUGGAAGAGCUCCAAGCCCAGCUCCGGGAUCCCCGAGAGGUCAUAUUUGAGGAUGUUUUACUUCGGAGACCCAAGUGCACCCCAGACAUGGAUGUCAUCCUCAACAUCCCUGUGGAAGAGCCGCUACCCUUCUAGAUGGCAGAGCCGUGGGCCGCCCCUCCCCUGCCUGGUCUCUUCCCAGCACCUGCAGCCUGGAGUCAUUUGCUUCUCAGACAGUGUCUUCAUUCAGACCCUGAUGCGCAGUUCUUCCAUCCUUCCCUCC
Cynocephalus volans (Philippine flying lemur) is the source of this 1372-nucleotide messenger RNA. It is a transcript of the gene C1H20orf96, whose product is annotated as chromosome 1 C20orf96 homolog. NCBI's taxonomy places the organism in Eukaryota, Metazoa, Chordata, Mammalia, Dermoptera, Cynocephalidae. The transcript has 11 exons. The record is from RefSeq and is a predicted model, not a curated record. The coding region runs from base 1 to 1245 and encodes 414 amino acids.